Messenger RNA from Cydia pomonella (codling moth), 5058 nucleotides. RefSeq names its product mucin-2-like. The coding region runs from base 36 to 1817 and encodes 593 amino acids. The transcript is spliced from 6 exons. NCBI's taxonomy places the organism in Eukaryota, Metazoa, Arthropoda, Insecta, Lepidoptera, Tortricidae. The record is from RefSeq and is a predicted model, not a curated record.
AAAGAAUUUAAUUCUAUUUUUUUUUGGAUUAAGAAAUGAAGAUGUGGGCGGUUGUGUUUACAGUGCUUUACUUUGGAGCUAAAAAUGUCCAUGCUGCACCUGAACCCAAAGAUGACAAAGUUUUCAACGUUACAAUGACCAGGGUGAAAGUCGGGGUAAUAAACAUGGAUGUGAACGCAGUUUGCAGAGCUGCUGGAUAUGUGACUCGUGCCGAACUUGCGGCAUACACCACCACUACUGAAGAAAGCGAUCCGGAAACAGGAAACAAACCUACAAAUACCACCGAACCUGAUACAACAACUACGUCAGAAAAAGCUACUACUAAUAAACCCAGGAGCACAAUAACAACGACAAAACCCGACGCAACAACUACAUCAGUAGAAGCUACUUCUAAUGAACCUGGGACCACAAUUAUAACGACAGAACCCGAUGCAAUAAGUACGUCAGAAAAAGCUACUACUAAUAAGCCCGGGAGUGCAAUACCAACGACAGAAUCCGAUGCAACUACCACGUCAGAAAAAACUACUACUAAUAAACCCGGGAGUACAAUAAGAACAACAGAAGUCGAUGCAACAACCACGUCAGAAAAAGCUACUACUAAUGAACCCGGGAGUACAAUAACAACGACAGAAUCCGUUGCAACUACCACGUCAGAAAAAACUACUACUAAUAAACCCGGGAGUACAAUAACAACAACAGAAGUCGAUGCAACAACCAUGUCAGAAAAAGCUACUACUAAUGAACCCGGGAGUACAAUAACAACGACAGAAUCCGAUGCAACUACCACGUCAGAAAAAACUACUACUAAUAAACCCGGGAGUACAAUAACAACAACAGAAGUCGAUGCAACAACCACGUCAGAAAAAGCUACUUCUAAUGAACCCGGGAGUACAAUAACAACGACAGAAUCCGAUGCAACUACCACGUCAGAAAAAACUACUACUAAUAAACCCGGGAGUACAAUAACAACAACAGAAGUCGAUGCAACAACCACGUCAGAAAAAGCUACUUCUAAUGAACCCGGGAGUACAAUAACAACGACAGAAUCCGAUGCAACUACCACGUCAGAAAAAACUACUACUAAUAAACCCGGGAGUACAAUAACAACAACAGAAGUCGAUGCAACAACCACGUCAGAAAAAGCUACUACUAAUGAACCCGGGAGUACAAUAACAACGACAGAAUCCGAUGCAACAACUACGUCAGAAAAAACUGCUUCUGGUAUACCCGUUAACACAGGCUUUUCUCCCACAAAAGGUGGAGUUUCAACUACGCCAACUGUAGUGGACGGAACCUCUUCCGGAACUUUGACGACGGCAGAAGACACAUUAUCAACAACGGAUUCAACUACAUCUAUUGUAGUCACAUCUAAACCGGGAACUAAAACAAAUAGUAAUGGACCAACUACUUCACCGACCACUCUUACAUCGAUAGGACCCAAAUCUACCAUGCUUGCAGAACCAACUACGGAUAACUCAUUCGUGACUCCAUCAACUACACUAAAGGAAGAAGCAAUCACUCCAGAUAAAACAUCUAAGAUAACAAAGCCGGGAGGACGCAAGCCGACUACAGUAACGGAAUCUGUUUCAACUACCACGGAAGAUAAUAAAGGAACAUCUGCUGAUAAGCUUGGAAUUGACGAUGGGCGGAAAAUAAAUUAUAGUGUCUACGGAUACCUGGCACUGUCUCUCCUGUUAGCUGCUAUUAUCAUCUGGAUCAGCUAUAUGAUAUACACUAGGCAUCAAGCCAACAGUUAUGUUCUACCACCGCCUGCCCCAGAGGCUACGCCACUCAACCACAUCACGACUGCUGCGUAGUUCCUAGUUAGGAAGGAGUUUAAAGAAUUAUAAGAUAAAAGCCAGUUUGAGAUACCCUGAUACAAACAUCAAGGGUAUUAUAAAGUAAGAUGGCCCCUGUUUAACCAACUUGACAAUUGACACUGACAAUAUCUUGUUCAUUUCUGGGUAAUUUCUGGGUUGGUAAGUAACGACAACGAAUAUUUAUUGUCAGGAGCAAUUUUCGGAUAAUUUGUUAAUGUAAGUCCACAAUUUUUAGAGUGGUGAAACAGGGGCCUACCGGCUAGAUCAUACUAAUAGAUAUAAGGUGAUUAAUGAUUAUGUAUAGCUUAGCAAUUAUUUAAAACGAGGUGUUUACCAUACAUACUCAGAAAAAUACGUGUUCUAAAAUGGUAUAUUUGUAGUUGUUUUAGUGUCAUUCAUUCAUUCAUAGUCGGUGCAGUAAACUCCGCUUAGGAAGAUAACUAGUAGGACACGUCAAAAACGCGUAAAUGAAAAUGUGUAUGACAAGAAAGGCAGGCGAAAGUAUGAAAUGGCGUGUAAUUCAAGAAAUCGAAUUAAACGGAUUCUACUGUCAGUUUUUGAAUAAUGUAGUUUGUAGAGAAGAUUCCCGCGAACAUAUAUUAUAUUUUAUUAGCACAUAGAUCGACACAAAUAUGGUUUUUUUUAGUCUAAAUUCGUGAUAAGGAUUAUUUUUAAAUUAACAAUUUUUUUUAAGUAACUUAAAAUAAUAGAUCGGUGCCACAGAAUUAGAAGUGUAACCAAAAUCAUUUUUUAAGUUAAUCUAAGGGAUGUCUAAAAUAUGUAAGUAUAUGUAUUAUAAGUUGGUAAUCAUAAAGGAUAAAUAUAUUUACAAAUUGAAAUGAUUUCGUCAAGUUAUCGAAAUAAACGGAAAUCGAGCACGAUAACAUUUAAUGAACAGAAUGAUUAGGUAUGUUUAUUAUAGUUAUCAGAACUAAUUUAAACUAUCAAGCUGCAAUUGAAAUAUGUAUACGAUAUUCGAGUGACCUAUAGCAAAGUUCUUUGUUUAGAGCAGUUUUUGCAAGUUUAUUCCCGAGAAGAUUUUUGUUUUUAAAUUGACCCGUGAAAAAGUUCUUUUGCUUAGAGUAGUAUCUACAAGUUUUUAUCCAAAUACGGGAAUGAUUUUGAUUUAAAAAGUAGUCUGUGCAUGUAGGAAUAUUUGCGUCAAAACUACUGAGCCGGUUUUGGUGUAUAUUAUAUAAAUUAAUUUGUUUUUAAAACUCGGGUCACAUGGUAGUCCAUGACGUCCGAGUCCGUGAAGACUCGACUUAAACGUGAAAACCGCUAAAAUUAAAAGAAUAAAAUAGUAAUUCGAUUUUAACUAGUGAUUUAUUCAUAUAGCUAAUGUGCAUAUUUUAUGAUUCAUUUUUCAAAUAGCAUUUGUUGUCUCAAAUGGUGAAAUGUCAUCUAAAUGUUAUGUAACUUAUGCCUAAUGAAUGUUACUAAAUUUAUUGUGAGUAUAAAUGGAACUAGAAAAUAAACUUUUUGAAGGUUAAAAACACGGUAUCUACAUACUGCUAAUACUGCAUACUGCUUCACUAAAAGAAAUGGUUUGCAUAACUGUAACAAAAUUUUGGUUACUGUUUACACAAAAAUUGGGACUUGCGAACUAUGUGUUAUAUGUUACAAAACCGUGUUUAGCUAUCAGUGUUCAGGUACUGGGUAUACACUACAAAAUAAGUUUGUAAAUUUAUGCAAAGUUUAUUUUCUUAUAACCGUAGUUUAGUUAUUUAGUAAAGUUACAAAACCAGUUCGGCUAUCUAUUUUUUUCAGUGUUCCCACAUGAAAAAACACAUUCAGCUAUAAUAUUAAGUAUGUUUGUAGCUGUUUGUUAUUUAAUGUAUUUCCAAUAAUUUUAUUUUUAUAUUUUAAUUGUAUUUUGUAAUGUGUCAUAGGUUGUGCUAUACAUGAAAUAUUUUUUGUUAUAAUUGAUAAGAAUGAUAAUUAUUGACAUUUAUUCGUGACAGUCACAAACAUACGAACAUGUACAGGCAACAAAAGCAGAAAAAGUGGCUGUGACAUAAUCGGACAGACAGACGGACAUGACGAAUCUAUAAGGGUUCCGUUUUUUGCCAUUUGGCUACGGAACCCUAAAAACAGAACAUUAAGACAAGUGCGCAUCACAAAAUGGACCCAACUCAGCAUAAUGCCAGCUAUGAAGCCAGCGCUGGUCUUUCGUAGGACCCAUUCGGUGAUGCCACGACAGAUAACACAUAUAGUACGCUAAAACAUUACAAAAAAAAUCCAAGAAAAAGAUCAUAUACUUACUACUAGAGAAAUGAUAUAAAACACAUGAAGACAACAAUAAUUGUAUUUUAUUUAAGUACGUUUAGGGCAUGUUUCACAAUGUCCAAGUAAAGUCCUGAAUAAGCUACUUGCCACUUAUCUGACGAAUAAGGUCAUCCUUGGCGUUUGACAAUCUUCAAAUAAGCUUAACUGGUAGAUAAAGUGCUAAAUUUGCAGAAAAAAUAUCUGUUAGUUAAUUUAUUUGUUAUUUGCUACCCAAUUCUUUACUUGGAUAUUGUGAAACAGGCCCUUAGGGUACUAAAUACCUAAAUUAUUAAGUAUAGUGAACAGUACCCCUAGUGUAAAUUUGAUCGACAUCAUAACGUGACGAACGCGUUUGCGUUAAGUCUCAUUUUGUAUAGGAUUUUGAAUUUCCAAAACGUCCCGCUUGGCGCGCUCUUUCUAAAUCACAUACAAAAUGAGACUAAACGCAAACGCGUACGUCACGUUUCGAAAUCGAAUUUAUUUACACUAGGGGUACAAGUCCCUAGUGUAAAAUUCGAUAGCGAAACGUGACGUACCCGUUUGCGUUAAGUCUCAUUUUGUAUGUUAUUUUGAGUUUCUAAAACUUUCCGCUUGGCGCGCUAUUUCUAAAUUCCAUACAAAGUGAGACUUAACGCAAACGUCAAGUCACGCUAUUGAAUAAAUUUACACUAGGGGUUCAGUACGAAAUAAUUAAAACGGAAAAUUUCAUCAUUGUAAUUCUUCGUAGCCAUUGGUUUGUGAUUACACCAUAUUUACUAAAAAUAAUAAUUAUGCAUCCAGUUUGACCGUAUCUAAAUGUAUUUAAUAUGGGUAAAUACGGGGAAACACAAUAUUAUUUAUUAUUAGGGAAAACACAAAAACGAUAGGUACCUUGGUAAACAAAGUGAUAUUAAAAUUAAAACUGUUAUUAUUAUAUAUAUUAUCCAAACUAUUAGAAGUAUUAGAAUAAAUUAAAAUUAUUUUCAGAAAA